UGGAGCGCAAGCGUCAAAUGAAUGAUUACACAGUGCGCUUAGAAUACGGACAUUCCUGCCGUUUGUUGUUGUAAUAUAACCUACAAAUCCGACUCGAAAAUAUUAGUGUUUUUGCCUUAGGUGAUAAGUUUAUGUUGAAUUUUAUGGACUAAUGGAAUUAUCAGCGAGGGUUUAUUACGGAAGGGACGUUGACAGUCAAUAUAGUUGAGAAGUGAAGGAGUGCAUUCAGAUCGCGAUACACUAAAAUUCCAUUAGUUUCAUAUGGUAAUUGGCUUGCCCAUUGGAUAGAUGAGGAGAAGGACGCAGAUGAAGUCAAGGCUGUUGUGAAAGAGAGGGCUAAGAAUGAAGCAUUAUGACCUGAAAAGAGCGCUGCUGAUAUUUUCCCUAUUCUGCAUCAUCUUUUUCGUAGUCCUCUUUUGGCAACAGAACUCUUCGGUCGACGAAGUUGCGCAGCUAUUUCCCGUCUAUAAAAAGGUCCCCCUCAUUAGGAAAGAAAGGAAGCUGUCGUAUCAACCGCAAUGGCACUGGCACUGCAACGGGAAGCACUGCGAGAGACAGAGGAUCACCGCUGGGGUCCCAGCGGUGUCGUUAUGGACCUGCAGCAUGUCGUGCGGCUCGACGCAACUCUGGCCCCAGCCUUCGGGACCCGUCACCCUCGGCAGCAGGACAGCAACCUUCAACCACGAGCAGAUGGUGUUCAAGUCCGAAGCCAGAGAUCCAGCGGGCACGCUCAUACGCCACGCCGUCGAAAUAUUCAAGAAUAAAGUGCUGGACUACGUUCAAGACGUCAACUACACGGCGCACGAGACUGACGUAGGAAAGAUUUUAGUUCAUUUGCAUGUUCGACUGCCGGACGUGGCAAAACUAAGACUGGACACCGACGAGAGCUACCAUCUGACCGUCAAGUCGAAGACGAAAGAGAUCUACGUCAACAUCACCGCGAACACCUUCUUCGGAGUUCGCCACGGACUUGAAACGCUCUCGCAGCUGAUAUGGUGGGACGAAUACUCCAAAAACGGCAUGUUGAGGAUGAUCAAGAACGCAUCAGUCAAAGACUACCCCGCUUUUCCCUACAGGGGUCUCAUGCUGGAUACGGCAAGGAACUACAUGUCGGUGGACACCCUUAAACGAGUCCUCGUCGGAAUGUCCGCCAAUAAGCUGAACAUAUUCCACUGGCACAUCUCAGAUUCCCAGAGUUUCCCGCUGAUAUUACCGAGACUGCCGAAAUUCGCCAAAGUAGGAUCUUACUCUCCAGACAUGACGUAUUCUCCAGAGGAUGUCAAGGACCUGGUGCUGUUCGCGCUGGUACGAGGCAUAAGGAUAGUCAUAGAAAUAGAUACCCCCGCUCACGCCGGAAGCGGUUGGACGUGGGGACCUGACGAGAACAUGGGUGAGCUCGCUGUGUGCGUCAACAAGCAACCCUGGAUGUUGUACUGCGGGGAACCCCCUUGCGGCCAAGUGAAUCCAGACAAUCCGAAGGUUUACGAGGUGCUCGAGACGCUCUACAAGGACGUGUUGGACAUGACGAAAGAAGACGAACUGUUCCACAUCGGCGGCGACGAGGUGAACCUCGAGUGUUGGCAGGAUAGCUUGAGCGUCGCCACCCAGAAGAAAUACGGCGAUUUUCACGAUCUCUGGGGUGAUUUCACCCUGAAAGCCCUGGACAGUUUGAAGAAAGCGAACGGGGGCAAAGUCAUCCCAUACGUUUUAGUAUGGUCCAGCAAUCUCACGAAAAGACCGUACGUGAGCAAGUAUUUCAACAAGAGCAAUAUCGUAGUACAAAGUUGGGGAUCUAGUCAGUGGCCCGAUACCAUCGACCUCAUACAGGACGGCUACAAAGUGAUUAUAUCCCACGUGGACGCCUGGUACCUCGACUGCGGCUUCGGUCGUUGGAGGGAGACCGGAGACGCGGCCUGUGAUCCUUACAGGACCUGGCAGACGGUCUAUAACCACCGUCCUUGGAUACAACAGGGUAUAAACAAGAAGCAGGUGAUGGGAGGAGAGAUUUGCCUGUGGAGCGAACAAGUGGACGAAACUUCCGUGGACGCCAGACUAUGGCCAAGGGGUGCCGCUUUUGCGGAACGUAUGUGGAGUGAUCCCGCCUUAGACAUGAACACUUUCAGUAUAACCGAAGACGUUUAUUUGCGGCUGAACAGCCAGAGAGACCGUUUGGUGGCAAAAGGACUCAGGCCGGAAGCGAUGUGGCCGCAAUGGUGCCUUCAGAACCCAGGGAUGUGCCUUUGACGAAAAAUUGCGUUGUUGUACAUAGGUAAUAUUUUUAUAUACUGUGCACGGUGAUACUAGUUUAAUUUGUAUUAUAUGUAACUAUUUAACGAGCACGUUUGUACAUUUUCCACAUUUUAGCGGUAAUUCUCGAAAUAUAUAUCUUAUUCUAAGUAA
Messenger RNA from Coccinella septempunctata (seven-spotted ladybird), 2400 nucleotides. RefSeq names its product probable beta-hexosaminidase fdl (gene Fdl). Gene Ontology annotation, biological process: ganglioside catabolic process; glycosaminoglycan metabolic process; carbohydrate metabolic process. The record is from RefSeq and is a predicted model, not a curated record. Gene Ontology annotation, molecular function: beta-N-acetylhexosaminidase activity. NCBI's taxonomy places the organism in Eukaryota, Metazoa, Arthropoda, Insecta, Coleoptera, Coccinellidae. The transcript is spliced from 4 exons. Bases 343 to 2244 code for a protein of 633 amino acids. Gene Ontology annotation, cellular component: membrane.